Messenger RNA from Theobroma cacao (cacao), 780 nucleotides. Its product is annotated as HSP20-like chaperones superfamily protein. Lineage: Eukaryota; Viridiplantae; Streptophyta; Magnoliopsida; Malvales; Malvaceae. The record is from RefSeq and is a predicted model, not a curated record.
CAAUCACGUCCCAAUUAAUGCCCCCAUAACCCCAACUUGCCCACUUGGCCUAUAAAAAGUGCAAACUACUCUCUCUCUAUCUCCUUGUCAAGCCAACCCAAAACCUCAGAUAUCCCCAUACUGCAGCCAAGAAGAUUUCCUCUCAUCAGCAAUGGAGUUCCCCUUCCCGUCAUACCAACUUUCUCCCUGGCAUUACCUCCUCUCAUCUCCUGCCCUUUUCUCCAACCAGCUUCUUCCCGAAAACUACGUUCGUUGGACAGAGACCCCUGAGUCUCACAUUUAUUCUGCUGAUCUUCCUGGUGUGACGAAGGAGGAGAUAAAAGUGGAACUUGAGGACGCAAGAUAUCUUGUAAUCAGGACCGAGGCCGUUGAUGAAUUAACAAAACCAGUCAGGAACUUCACGAGGAAAUUCCGGCUCCCUGGAAUGAUAGAUAUUGAUGGAAUAUCAGCCGGAUAUGAAGAUGGGGUCUUGACAGUUACAGUGCCAAGGUCCUUCAGGAGGAGUGGUUUCUAUAUUGACCCUGCAGAUGUUCCCGAGAGGCUUGAAGUUCUUGCAAGGGCUGCCUGAAAUUGGAAAGUUAGAUAUAAAUGGCUACUUGGUUAGUUAAGCUAGUAAGAAUAGGUUCCAAUCAAUGAUUCAAUUCCAUUAAAUUGUUAGCCUGUUUGUGGGUGUGAUUGGUUUGGGAAUUUGUUGUAUGAAAGAUUUGAUUUGGUAUGGAACUAUGGCUGCUGCUGUAAUCUGUCCAUGGAUAUUGGCAUGAACUUUAUAUUUCACUCUAA